GACGUGCCGCCGCCCGCCGUGCGCUUCGUCACCGACAACUCCAGCAUCGUCACCGCGCAGACCGGCUCCACGGCGCUCAUCCCCUGCGUUGUCAGCAACCUGGGUGACGGCAUGGUGUCGUGGAUUAGGCGCAAGGAUUACCACCUGCUGACCGUGGGUCUGGUGACGUACACAGGGGACGAUAGGUACCAGGCCAUCCACGUGCAGCACUCUGAGGACUGGACGCUGCAGAUCAAGUAUGUGCAGCAGCGCGAUGCUGGUCUGUACGAAUGCCAAGUGUCGUCACAUCCGCCCACGUCUAUCUUCAUCGACCUCAGAGUAGUGGAGGCGAGAGCGGAGAUCGCGGGGCCGUCGGAGAAGUACCUGAAGCUGGGCAGCGCGCUGCGAUUGGUGUGCACGGUCCGGCAGAGCACGGAGCCGCCCGUCUACGUCUUCUGGUACCAUAACAACCGCAUGGUCAACUACGACGCCGACCGCGGCAUCAACGUCACCACCGACCGACCAGCCAAGUCGAGCACGCUGCUGGUGCCCAGCGCCGCGCGCGAGCACUCCGGGAACUACUCGUGCGUGCCCAACGACGCGCAGCCGGCCAGCACCUACGUCCACAUACUCAACGGAGAGAACCCUGCGGCGAUGCAGCACGGCGGGCGGGCGCUGUCUUGGCUGCGAUGUCCUUCGGCGUGGCUGUUGCUGGCCAGUAUAGCAGCCGCUCUGUGCGCCGGGCCUGCCGCCGUCCUAGGGGCCGAUCCAUAGCGGGCCACCACCAUCUGAACAUGUCUGCAUUUUCUGAGACCACCCGGCGGAGGAUGACGAGCGUCUGGCGGCAGACUGUCACUCCGGUGUGCGACUUAUGUGUGAACGAUUUCAGGGGAACUUUCCCUACGGACUGCUGGAGACGAAGCGUUUUGUAUGGGAUUGAUGGAAGAUGGAUGGUGGCCAGGUGGGAGGUGGUUUAGUGGUGCGUUCAGACAUCUUCAGCUAAUGCUACGAACAUGUUGUAGUUAUUUGCCUAUUCAUAUCAAUAACUGUGUCUCUGAAUUGUUAACACGACGUUAAAGGUUGGCUAAACUGAUGGAAUCUCAUCCUUAUACUACUAUGGUGGUUCUUCAUUUGUGGAACAUCACAAGAACAUUACGUGGUGCUUUGCGGUUAAGAAGGUCGGCACUAACCUCAAAAGACUUCUUACGUCAAAAAUGAGUGUGCUAACGGCCAACGUAUACUAUUGAUUCCACCGAGUGCGAACGCCUAUGUCCAGUGAAUGAACAUGAAACUGUAUUCCGUAAAUCCAUAAUACCUAUUCAUUCCUUUUUUUCUUAUCCGCCCUUAACCUGGAUGUGGCUCGUCGGGAAAUAUACGUAAAUUAUUUUAAUAUUAAAAUUAUGGGACAGAGACGGAAUCUGGACUUGUGCGAACUGAAUCAUGACACACUAUUUUCUAUAAAUAUUAAACAGAUCGCAAAUAAAAAUGAAAAAUCAUUA
This is a messenger RNA of Schistocerca piceifrons (Central American locust), 1478 nucleotides long. Its product is annotated as zwei Ig domain protein zig-8-like. The transcript has 5 exons. The record is from RefSeq and is a predicted model, not a curated record. Gene Ontology annotation, biological process: synapse organization. Gene Ontology annotation, cellular component: neuron projection membrane. The coding region runs from base 112 to 753 and encodes 213 amino acids. Lineage: Eukaryota; Metazoa; Arthropoda; Insecta; Orthoptera; Acrididae.